ACGAUCCUAAAACGAACCACAAGGCCUAAAGAGGAAAAAAAAGAAGAAAGAAAAUAGAUGGGACCAUCGACGAACGUUCCAAUCCUCUGACGAAACUCGACAAUCGGAUUAAAAAGAUGAACACCGAGAACAAUGGAAAAGAUGAGGAGGCGGAGAUCAGAGGCGACGCCGAUCUGCAGGGAAACGGCGUCGAUUCGCCGGCAGAGAAUAAAGAAAUGGAUGACAAGACAGAUGCAGAAGCAGAGAAUGCGGACAGGGAGGGUGACAGUGUCGGAACGGAAGAAACUCCCCCAGAGGAUAUCCAUUACACGCUAGAAUCCUUGUCGGAAGAACUCGACCUCUUUCUGUCGACAUUGCGGAAAGAGGGAGAAGAGGAAGGAGAAGAUGAUUAUAUACAGAUCCCUCAGAAUGUAGGGAAGUAUUUGGAUGUAUUGGAGGAGAAACUGAGCAAAUACGAAUCGGGGGAGAGGAAGAUGAGGUGGAGGGAAGAAUCGGAGGAGGUGGGAGAGGUGAUGGAAGGGGUGGAGAGAGUGUCGAAGCUGAUGGAGACGAAGUCGAGAUUGGAUCACCAUCACAGCCAUUUGAUCAAUCACGCCGGCUCGAUCCAGCAGCGGGCCAUGGCCUUCUUGGAAGACGAGUUCCGCCUCCUCCUCGAAGAUGAUUACAACAGUCAUCAGAACGGCGACGAGGGCGAGGAGGAGAAGGAAGAGGAGCCAGGGAAAGACAUGAACUAUCCAGGCUACCCGGACGAAGUCGUGUCAGUGCUGAGGAACAUUGCUGAUCAUUUGACGAGAGGAGGCUACGGGUCGGAAUGCAGAGAGGUGUAUAUGGUGGCGAGGAGGAACGUAUUGAUGCAGACUCUGAAAGAUGGAGAGUUCGAGAAAGUGAGCAUAGACGAGGUGCAGAAGAUGAGUUGGGAGACGCUGGAGAGAGAGAUUCCCAUUUGGAACAAGACUUUCAAGGACUGUUCCUCCCUCUUUUUCCCUGGAGAGCUCAAUCUUUCCAACAGCAUUUUCCCCGGGGACAAUGGCAGCCUCUUCUCCUUCAUCACCCAUGGCUUGGCCAUCCAAUUCUUGGGUUUCGCUCAGGCUGUCGCCAUGACCAAGCGUUCCACCGAGAAACUAUUCAAGAUUUUGGAUAUAUAUGAGACCCUCCGGGAUCAUUUUCCUGCCAUGGAGGGCUUAUUCCCUCAAGAGUUGAGGGACGAGCUCAGAAACGAGGCCAGCAGCGCUCGUUCUCGCCUCGGCGAAACCGCCAUCUCCAUAUUCUCGGAUCUUGACAACUCCAUCAAGUCUGAUUCCAGUAAAACUCCUGUUCCUGGAGGAGCUGUCCAUCCCUUGACCAGAUACACCAUGAAUUACCUCAAGUACUCGUGUGAAUACAAAGACACUCUGGAACAGGUUUUCAAGCAGCACUCCAAGAUCGAGCGGUCCGACUCCACGAGCCGGGAUGAUAACACAGGUUAUCAGCAUCACGAGAGUGGCGAUGGUUCAGCGUUCUCGGGACAGCUGAUGAGAAUCAUGGACUUGUUGGAUGGGAAUCUGGAAGGGAAGUCGAAGUUGUACAGGGACGUAUCGCUGAGCUGCAUAUUCAUGAUGAACAACGGGAGAUAUAUAGUGCAGAAGAUAAAAGGGUCACCAGAGAUAAACCAGGUGAUGGGGGACACAUGGUGCAGGCGGAGAUCCUCAGAGCUAAGGAACUACCACAAGAACUACCAGAGGGAGACAUGGGGGAAGUUGCUCGGGUGUCUGGGCCACGAGGGUCUGAUGAACAACGGGAAGAUAGUGAAGCCGAAUCUGAAAGAUAGGUUCAAGAGCUUCAACGCAAUGUUCGACGAGAUUCACAGGACGCAAAGUUCAUGGGUGAUCAACGACGAGCAGCUUCAGAGUGAGCUCAGGGUCUCCAUCUCCGCAGUCAUCAUUCCAGCGUACAGGUCCUUCUUGGCCAGGUUCUCUCAGUACUUGGAUCCUGGAAGGCAGACGGAGAAGUAUAUCAAAUUCCAAGCCGACGACAUUGAAGAUCUCAUUGAUGACCUCUUCGAUGGCAACGUCUCCUCCUCUUCCACCGUCGCCACCAAGAGAAGAACCUAGGCGUCUGCCCCUACUAUGUCCAGAAGCAGAAACUACACAACACUUAGACAAUCAAAUACAUUCUUUUAUAUAUAUUUAAUUACUGCUUCUUCUCGCAUUGAACUUAACUUCCCUUUUUUCGAGUUUUCCAUGUACUUUUUUUUGGGUUCUAAAUAUACAAGGGAAAUCUCCUUACAAUUAAAAGGUUU
Tarenaya hassleriana is the source of this 2278-nucleotide messenger RNA. RefSeq names its product exocyst complex component EXO70B1. Gene Ontology annotation, cellular component: exocyst. The transcript has a single exon. Lineage: Eukaryota; Viridiplantae; Streptophyta; Magnoliopsida; Brassicales; Cleomaceae. The coding region runs from base 117 to 2090 and encodes 657 amino acids. Gene Ontology annotation, biological process: exocytosis. Gene Ontology annotation, molecular function: phosphatidylinositol-4,5-bisphosphate binding. The record is from RefSeq and is a predicted model, not a curated record.